AUGGAUGAGUUUAAUACAGAAGCUUUCACCCUUUUGGGGGUAGCCAUUGUUGUCAUUGGCCUACGAAUGACCGCGAGAUGGAUUAUGGUUGGCCCAAAAGGUUUCCAAGCUGAUGAUUAUCUAAUGCUGGUGGCGUGUGUGGUGUAUGGGCUAGAAACCGGUGCUGCGUACAUGGUCGGCGCGUGGUUCAUGGGCCUUGCCAAUAACGCGAUGACGGAUGAACAGCGAAAAAACUUGUCGCCUGAUUCGGAAGAAUAUCGUCUGCGUGUGGGUGGCUCUAAGGUCCAGGUGGCUGGCUGGUCAUUAUACACUCUGUUAUUAUGGUUGCUGAAAACAUGCAUGGCCAUUUUCUACUCUCGAUUGACCGCAGGCUUAGUCAACAUGCGAAUCCGAAUCCAUAUCGCCUACGUUCUGAUCGCCACGACUUAUAUUGCUACGAUCUGCUCGAUCCUCUUCGGAUGUCAUCCAAUGAAGAAAAAUUGGCAGAUACAUCCAGACCCCGGGAAUUACUGUCAGCCCGCUGUGUCCAAGAUUGAUAUCUAUGUGACCGUGGUACUUAAUGUCGCUACCGACCUCUAUCUCAUUAGUAUUCCAGCACCGAUGCUUGUCAAAGCCCGACUAAAAUGGCGGGAAAAGCUCGAGCUCCUGAUUCUGUUUAGUGGUGGCCUGUUUGUCAUGAUGGCUGGUAUUCUACGCUGUGUUCUCAUCUUAACAGCGGGCGCGAAUGGGGCUCAACAAGCUGGCAGCUGGGCCUGCCGCGAGACUUUCGUCGCCGUCGUCAUCGGCAACAUUCCCAUGAUAUACCCUUUGGUAAGACGAUUCACAAGACGUGCCGGCCUAUACAUUACAUCAAGAGGUGGCUCACAGAGCUACCCUGGCUACCCUCUAUCAGAUGCAGAAGCCGAAACUGGUGGCAACGGGUAUGCUAAACGCAAGAAGUUCCGCCACCCGCUAUCAAUUCCAGACACUCAAUGGAAUACAACCAGCGACGAGGCAAUGAUCUUACCAACCUCACGACAGCAACCGCCCACAUGCACCGCUGGCGACGGCGACUGGGACUCCCGCAGCCAGGGCAGCCAAGGUGGAAUAAAGGUUGUUCAUGAAACAAUCAUUCACAGCACCGAAAAGUCUCAGCUGUAG
Messenger RNA from Penicillium egyptiacum, 1140 nucleotides. NCBI's taxonomy places the organism in Eukaryota, Fungi, Ascomycota, Eurotiomycetes, Eurotiales, Aspergillaceae. The record is from the annotation of a GenBank genome assembly.